AUGAAGACUUUUUUGACCCUGGGACUAUUAGCUGUGGUGUCUGCCAGCCCUACUUCCACCGGCAACAAGGAUGUUAAUGCACAAGGAUAUAAAGAUCAAUAUUGCACAGAUCCUCGAACGAUGAGAAAACAUGCAGCAUACACGGAGUGGGCCGAUGCGUAUUCCUGCACCAGACACAGAUGCCAGCCUGGUGGUAGAAACCUAGCGAUAUAUACUGUGGGUUGCAAGAGAGUGGAGGCGCCAGAAUCUGCCAUUGAAUGUGAAGAAGUAGUAGAAGAUACCAAUAUGCAGUUCCCGUUCUGCUGCACUAGACUUAGAUGUUUAGUUGUAGUUCGUGGUGAGGUAUGGACUAGAGUGCUGGGCCAGCCGUGGGAGGUGCUGCCAGCUGCACCCUGGAGCCACAUGUAUAAGAUGAAGAAGCCACCGCCUUCAGACACCACCUUCCAACCUAAGAUUGCAGAACAAGGUCCAGUGUAUGAGCUGUCAGAAACUGAGUCUGAUACCAGCAAUGCUGAAAAGCUGCCACGAUCUGCGAGAAAACAGGCACCCACAGAUAGUCCAGAUUGCAACGAAGUGGUUCCAAGGUCUUCAGCAGCAGCUGCACCAGCUCCUGACAUCGUGAUUGCACUUUCAACAAACAGCGAGAAAGAUUCCCACUCCAAAAGGCCACGGGACGAGAUGAACACCAGACGACAAAGUAAUGCAGAGAAAUCAGGAAUCGUUUGGCAAGAUCAAGCUCACGACAGUGAAUCUGAUACUGAACACAAAAGAAUUCGUAAAACAACGGAGUCUUCGGUGCAUAACUUCGAAAAAGAGGAAGAGAGGGAACACCGAGAGGGAGAUGUACCGGAGGUAGAAGAUAAUGCUGUACCAACAGAGAAGACUCAGAAUCCAGAAGCAUCUGAAGAAAAAUUCUAUGGAAACAGUUUUGUCCAGAAAGACCAACCUCAAAAACCUUCUAAGGAAACCCACCACCGUGAUACUGGUUUGACGGAUAUCCCCCAGAACCAGUGGAGCGAGCAUGAGGGCAUGGAUGUGGAACCCAGAGCACACGUAAUGGAGUUACGUUAUACACAGGAGCCAGCCACUAGACGUGACUUACAGCCAGCAAGAGAACCAGAGCCAGAGAAAGAGAGAAAAGAGGAGAAGCAUGAGAAAUCUAGUAACUUACAGGCUUUAGUAGAUGCUAUCGGCUCUAGAAUGAAAGAUAUAGAGAACGUGGUCCAAAAAAUGAGUGAAAAGGUUCAUCAGACCAAGAGCCCGCUAGGAGCAAUCAGCUCGGAAAAGAGGCAUCCAUUAGUGGAAACAGAUUUCAGUAAACGCCAUAGAGUGGAUCUGGAUAAAGUGGUGAAGCCGAAACACGAACAAGAACAUGACAGCGCAAAGGCUGGAGAGGAUCAUUACAAGCCACGCUUCGCUAUCAAAGGACACGGAAGCAAAUAUCUGCAAAGCUCGACAGAGCCCACACAAGAACAGCCGUUAUUUAUAGAAGAUAAUGGGAACUACUUCAGCGAUGCUAGCAAUAUUAUGAGAAGGUCCAACAAUGUACCCAAGGAGCCAGCCCAAAGCGCCCUAACCUACAUGGCGCCAGUAGAGACUCACCACAAGAGUCCAGUUCAUAUAGCAAUGGUGUCAGACAACUCAGAAGACCAAGAGCGGAAGAAGAAGAAACACAACCACAAGAAAAAGCGGAGCAAGUCACAUACACAUAAGAAACAUCAACACACGGAGAAAAGGAAGCAUUUUAAUAAGCUAGCGUCCGCUGAAAAUGACAAAAACACAAUGUCAGCAGAAGACAGUAGCGGUUUGUUAGCUAAAUAG
Molecule: messenger RNA, 1821 nt
Organism: Arctia plantaginis
Lineage: Eukaryota; Metazoa; Arthropoda; Insecta; Lepidoptera; Erebidae
Source: the annotation of a GenBank genome assembly